AUGGUUGUGAAUAAUGGUCAGUCGUUCGACGAACACACGAACUUCGCGUUGUGCGAACGAACCGGUAGGAGGAACGCGCUUGUGGAUACUUCCCAGCUGAGUCUGCUACCAUCGACGGUCGUCAUGGACAACCUGAUGCACGAGUUCCAAAAGUUCCUCACCGUGCCGAACUCCGCCGACGAAAGAGCUGGAACUGCUUCGAAGUCGGCCAAGUGA
Molecule: messenger RNA, 216 nt
Organism: Soboliphyme baturini
Lineage: Eukaryota; Metazoa; Nematoda; Enoplea; Dioctophymatida; Soboliphymatidae
Source: the annotation of a GenBank genome assembly